AUGAAGGCCAUCCGACGCUCCUUGAAGGGGGAGAAAGAUCCUAGACAUCACCAACAUCACGUCUCUAUCACCCCCAAAUCUGCAAUCGCAAUCUUGCCGCCCAAAAAAGUCAUCAAAGCCCUCUACGAUUACACUCCCGAGCCCGGUGCGACCCAGGAACUCGGCUUUAGCAAGGGCGACUUCUUCCACGUUAUCAGCCGCGAAGACGAUCCAGACUGGUACGAGGCCUGCAAUCCCCUCAUCCCUAGCGCCCGAGGGCUCGUUCCCGUCUCCUUCUUUGAGGUCAUCGGCAAAAACGAGAGGGACAGUGGGGGUUCCGUGGACUUGCACAAAAAGGACCACUACGACUCUGGCUUCUCCGAUCGCAGUCCCACCUCGGAUUCUUCCACCACCACCCACUCCCGACAAGGCGCAUUCAGAAUGUCCGCGCUCAAAGGUCAGGGCGCCAUGGUCUAUGGCAUCGUCCAAUAUGAUUUCCAGGCCGAGCGACCCGAUGAAUUGGAUGCGCGCGCCGGUGAAGCCAUCAUUGUCAUCGCCCAGUCCAACCCCGAAUGGUUCGUCGCCAAGCCCAUCGGUCGCCUCGGGGGCCCCGGCCUGAUUCCGGUCUCCUUCAUCGAGCUGCGCGACAUGCAGAGCGGCCAGGCGGUCACCGACCCCCUGGAGGCAGUACGCCGCGCCGGUGUGCCCAAGGUGGAGGAGUGGAAGAAGAUGACCGCCGAGUACAAAAACAGCAGUAUCACUCUAGGCAAGCUCGACCCCGCAGGAGGCGGAAUGGUCUCCGUCACGUCGGGCAUGGACAAGAUGUCAAUGGGCGCAUCGCAUCCCAAUGCUGGUCGUAUGAGUCAGAAUGGCAACAAUGCGGGGAUUCAUCAGCGCAACGCCAGCAAGGGUACCCUGUCCGGUCAAGCGGUCGGGGGCCAUUCGCAGCCGCAAAGCUACCAACAACUCCUGGCGCCGGUGGCCGCAUCGAUCCCACGGUAUUGCUUCGACAAUGACAAAUACUGGUACAUCAUUGAAGCCAAGAUGGAGGACGGUCGGUGUUGGGAGCUGUCUCGCUACUACCACGAUUUCUACGACUUCCAAAUUGCGCUGCUCACACAAUUCGACGAUGAAGCCGGUAACCGGGGUCGUCCUCGCACCUUGCCCUUUAUGCCGGGCCCCGUCACCCAUGUCACCGAUGCAAUUUCGAAUGGGCGUCGCCAAAACCUUGACGAAUACAUCAAGAAACUUCUCUCCAUGCCCCCGCACAUCUCUCGCUGUCAACUCGUACGUCAGCUGUUCGCGCCCCGCCAGGGCGAUUUCGAAAUUGAUCCGAAUGCGUUUGGCGAGGAGGCACGCUAUUCGGAUCAGUCACAUCACUCCUCCUCUGGACUGGAGCAGUCGCGCAGUGCUUCUCGACAAUCCUCCCAGGCGCCAAUCAGUACGGGGCCUGACAGGGCAUCGCAGCAGCGCACCCCCGGCGGCGUUGCUCCGGGGGGGUUUGCGGUUCCGCCUCCCAUGAACCGACAAGGAAGUUCUUUGACGCAGGUGUCGACCAACUCCAACGCGUCCGCCAUGAAGGUCAAGGUCUUCUUCCAGGAUGAUCUGAUUGCCAUUCGGAUACCCGCUGGUGUAAGCCUUGCGCAUCUUAAGGACAAACUUUGCGAUCGACUCAAGAUCCAAGAGGAUAUUAUCGUGCAGUAUCGCGAUGAAGCUUCGGGGAGCUACAUUGAUCUGGCGUCAGAUGCCGAUUUGGAGCAAGCCAUGCAACGGAACACCAAGUUGACACUGUUUGUCAACAUUGCAUGA
This is a messenger RNA of Penicillium diatomitis, 1788 nucleotides long. Its product is annotated as phosphatidylinositol-3-phosphate-binding protein BEM1. Gene Ontology annotation, biological process: conjugation with cellular fusion. The coding region runs from base 1 to 1788 and encodes 595 amino acids. The record is from RefSeq and is a predicted model, not a curated record. NCBI's taxonomy places the organism in Eukaryota, Fungi, Ascomycota, Eurotiomycetes, Eurotiales, Aspergillaceae. Gene Ontology annotation, cellular component: mating projection tip. Gene Ontology annotation, molecular function: phosphatidylinositol binding; protein binding. The transcript is spliced from 4 exons.